Ctenopharyngodon idella (grass carp) is the source of this 6244-nucleotide messenger RNA. RefSeq names its product Sad1 and UNC84 domain containing 1b (gene sun1b). The coding region runs from base 1056 to 3947 and encodes 963 amino acids. NCBI's taxonomy places the organism in Eukaryota, Metazoa, Chordata, Actinopteri, Cypriniformes, Xenocyprididae. The record is from RefSeq and is a predicted model, not a curated record. Gene Ontology annotation, cellular component: meiotic nuclear membrane microtubule tethering complex; nuclear envelope. Gene Ontology annotation, biological process: nuclear envelope organization. Gene Ontology annotation, molecular function: protein-membrane adaptor activity. The transcript has 21 exons.
UUAUCCGUCUGGCUUUACUCUGUUGUGGAAGCCAUUUUGGGAUUUUCAUAGUAGUAAUUGUGAGUCAAGCCCGUAACUUUUGUAUAUUCCCACGAAGAUCGCGGUGUUUGGUAUAUAUGUGAUCUAGCGUUUGGAUACAUAAUUAUUUCUGUUUUAUUUUUUAAAUGCCCGUCGAGAUGCGCCAAACGUUUUGCGCAUCAUUGAACUGGAUUGUCAUUUCUGAACUGGAAUACCUUCAAAACAACAAGAGAUUAUAGAAACUGAUGGUCAAACGGGCAAGUGGUGGAAUGUUUUGCUGCUUUUUAUGAUUUCAUUCAAGCCUUAUGCGCAUGUUCAUUGAUGUUUUGGGUGUAAUUUAUACAGUUCCUGGUGGAGAGUCAGUGAAGCUCCUUUCUUUCCAAACUCUUGACAGAAAACAUGGCCCUGGAUUAACUGUCAUACGCGCAACCAGGGCUUUAUUUGUAUAUGAUUUAUGUGAUAUGUUACAUGCGUCUUCAAAUGUAAACACUUGUGAAGUGCGCAGAAACCCCUUUACGCAUUUAGAUAAAAGAAUAUGUUGCAAUUCAUAGCUGCGUGUCAAAACCUAGUGGGCUGCCUACCUAGAUAGCAUCGUAGACUUAUUCUAAACAACGAAAUCCAAUCACUUUUUUUGGGACAUCGAAUCGAAAGUUACAUGAGUGGAUUAGUAUGUUCAUAACGCGUUUGCUAUGUUCAAAAAUGCGGACUAGGUAGUAUGCUGUCUAGUGGCUCUUUAGUUUUUGAUAUGCAACAAAUGUUGCAAUCUCAAAUGUUGCAGAGGGGCAGAAAUGAGACGUCAAAUCUGGAGAGUUGAUCGUUAUCAUGUUUAUAAAUGCAAAUGGACCUUUUCCACAAGAGAUAAAGAUGCAAAAGCGCAUGAAGGUGUGACUGGGUCAGGAUAGAGACAAAUCCUGACUUUUUUUGUCUGCCUUAGGCACAAAGAAAGGAGCUCAUGGUUUUCACCAUUGACUUGUUAUAUUGCACUAUUAGUGGCAUGUCAUGCUUGGAACAUAACUGAGCUUGUUUGGGCUUGUGAAAUGUGUUUAAAGAAGAAAAUAGGUGGACAAAAAUUUCUUCUGGAUGUUCAGCCUGUCUCUUGGGUAUUGGAGAGUGGCUUUUCUGGAUCUCCUCUGGUUUUGAGAAUGACAAGACAUGCAGUUAGAGGAAAGCGUGCUCAGCAAAUUACCAUGGAUUUUUCCCGUCUUCACACGUAUACUCCUCCUCACUGUACUCCGGAUAACACGGGCUAUACCUAUUCACUCAGUUCAAGUUACUCGUCUGCAGCCCUUGAGUUUGAGAAGGAGCACAAAAUCAAUCCUGUGUACGACUCACCCAGAAUGUCACGGCGUAGUUUGAGACUACAGACCAGCAGUGGUUUCUAUGGUGACAACAGCCUCACUGAGCUUGCUGUGAAUCACAAUGUCAGCUCCUACAAGCGGACCAGCACCACCACCAGCGGCGGCAGCAGCAGCGUCAGCAGGUCUGUGCGGAGCAGGAGGCAGCAGCAGGGGUCGUCCAUGUACGAGUCUCAGAGUGUGACUCAGACUCCACAGAAAGAUCAGGGCACAUCAGACCUGAGCUUCAUCAGUACAGCCAGUGAUGCGUCUCUGAUCUCCAACCUGCUGGAUCAGUCCACGCUCAGACAGAGCUCUACCACACACACAUACUCUGCACAGAGAAGAAGAACUGCUCAGAGCUCUCUGUUGGGGAAUGGAGAUGCCAGUAAAACGGAGGCGCACACUAAUCUGGCAAACGGCUUUAUCUGUAAGGACUGCUCGUUCCAUGCAGAUGGGAAGGAGGAAGAAACGGCAUAUACUUCACCGUACUCCAAGUCUUCAGCAUAUCGGACAGCUGCAGAUGCCACUAUGACCACUUCUCUGAACAGUGUUGACCAGACAGCUCAUGACAGCUACUGUGGCAGUGUGAACGUGCGGGAUCUGGCGACCGCAGACAGCCAUCUCAAUCUCAACGGGUCCCUCUGCGAUGACUGCAAAGGGAAGCAGCACAUGGAAACACACAUGGAGCAUAAGCGCUAUUCCUACACCCGCCACGUAUUCACAGCCUUGUGGGCCCUUGUUUCUUACACAGGUUACGGUCUUCUGAGGGUUUGCCGAAGCUUCGGCUCUGCCGGUGCGUUCGUGACUCGGAAGCUGAAGUCCGUUCUGUGGUUGGCAGUGUGUUCUCCAGGGAAAGCAGCGACUGGCGCCUUCUGGUGGCUGGGAACAGGAUGGUAUCAGCUGGUGGCGCUCAUGUCGCUGAUCAACGUCUUUCUUCUCACCAGGUGUCUGCCCAAACUACUGAAGCUUCUUCUGUUUCUGCUACCCUUCCUGCUGCUGUUCGGGUUAUGGUAUCUCGGUCCACCCAUCGCUCUGUCCUUCCUGCCAGCUGUAAACCUCACAGAGUGGAAAACAGCGGUCUCCUCUGUCGCAUCACUUCCUGCCCUCCUUUCUCUGCCAUCUCUUCCCUCUUUACCUGCACUACCUUCUUUUAUAAAAGAACCACUAGUUAAAGAAGAACACAUCCCACCUCCAGCGAUCUCACAGGCUGCUUCAGAGUCCAUUAACAGCGAGCGUUUGGCUCGGCUCGAGCAGCGUGUGGCAACACUUUGGGAAAGCGUCCAGCAGGGGGAGCUGAAAGCCAAGCAGCAGCACGAGGAGGCAGUGGGUUUCGUUCAGGCCCUUCAGGACCAGAUAAACACGCAAACAGACAGAGAGAGUCUCGGCCUGUGGGUCUCACAGCUCCUCGAGCCCAAGUUCACCGCGCUCAAGGGAGAGAUGGAGAGAGAGACGGUCAGCAGGGCGGAGACUGAGGAACAGCGUGUGCAGCAUCAGACGAGUCUUGAAGCUCGACUAGCCGAGCUGGAGCUCCUGCUGCAGAACCUGAACUCUAGAACUGAGGAAAUCCAUCUAACACAGCAGACUCCAGUACAGGCCCCUGUCAGUGCUGGCGUAUCUCAGGAGACGCAUGCUGCUUUGCUCUCUGAGGUUCAGAGGUUGGAAGCAGAGCUGGGCCGCAUCAGAGGAGACCUGCAGGGGGUGAUGGGAUGUCAAGGGAAAUGCGACCGGCUUGACACCAUACAUGAAACGGUGUCGGCACAGGUGAGAAAAGAGUUGCAUGCUCUGUUGUAUGGCCGUAACGAGCGUGAAACGGAGAUUCCCGAGCCCUUGCUGCCAUGGCUGGCAUCUCAGUACACACGCUCCUCUGACCUCACCGCGACCCUCAUGACCCUAGAGCGCAGCAUUCUGGGAAACCUGUCCCUUCAGCUGCAGGAGAGCAGACAGCAGUCCUCCACUGAAACAAUUACUCAGACUGUCGCCCACACCGCCGGGGCUGCUGGGAUGUCAGAGGAGCAAGUCCAACUGAUUGUCCAGCGUGCGUUGAAGCUGUACUCUGAGGAUCGCACAGGACAGGUGGACUACGCUCUAGAGUCUGGAGGUGGCAGUAUUCUCAGCACACGCUGCUCUGAGACGUACGAGACAAAGACUGCAUUGAUGAGCCUGUUUGGAAUCCCACUGUGGUACUUCUCGCAGUCUCCACGUGCUGUCAUCCAGCCGGACAUGUACCCAGGAAACUGUUGGGCGUUUAAAGGCUCCCAGGGUUAUCUGGUGAUCAGGCUGUCUUUAAGUGUGAUCCCUACCUCCUUCUGCCUGGAGCAUAUUCCCAAAAGCCUCUCUCCCUCCGGAAACAUCAGCAGCGCACCACGCCGAUUCUCUGUCUAUGGAUUGGAUGAUGAAUACCAGGAAGAAGGGAAACUGCUGGGUGACUACACCUAUCAGGAAGAUGGAGAAUCACUCCAGAUCUUCCCAGUUAUGGAGAAGAAUGACAAGGCCUUUCAGAUCAUUGAGAUGCGAGUGCUGUCGAACUGGGGUCAUCCUGAAUACACCUGCCUGUAUCGCUUCAGAGUUCAUGGCAAACCUCACACUCAAUAAAGCCCCACUGUACAUUACAAUUUAGCCCUUUAUGUACAUACAGGAAACGCUUGGACUUUGAUGCAGCACGGAUGAAACUGGGCUUGCAAGCUACUUUUUAAGACUUUUAAUACGAAUGAUGGCCGAGACAGAGUUACAAGGAGCACAGCAGGAAAGAGCAAUGCAUUUAAGCAAAGGAUUUCCUCUUAUUUCCUUCCCACUCCCCUGUUCUUGCACUGAUUCAUGCCCUUUCGGCUGGGCCAUGUGUUUCGCUCCUGCCCCGUAGAGGUAUCUGUGCCUUCAGACAGAACUUGCUUCUCUCAUUCGGUGUACCUUUUUUCUGUUGUUUUCUGAAUGUACAGAGAGGUGCGAAGUCAAUGUAAGUAUCUGAGUAUCUGACUUCAGCCUCGGCCACUGGUCACUGCCGCUAGUCUGCGAGGUCCCAGGGAGUGGUGAUCAGCUACAAGAGGGAUUUUUUUUCUUGGUUUUUAAAACCUUUAUCACCACUUAACCUGUAAACCUCACCAAACCUGAUGAGAAUGUGUCUGGGUGAUAUUUCCCCCUUGAAAAGUUAGAUAAUAAAUCCUAUAUUACAGGUGCUAAGAGUUUUUUUUUUUUUUUUUUUUUUGCGUUUUAACACUGUUUUCAAAAUUAAGCAGCCCCCCUCCCCAAUUUACUGUAAUGCAAAAAUGUGUUAUUUAAAUUUUUUUAACAUUUAUUUUUACUGCUUUGUACUGAUUUAAAUAAUUUAAUUGUAAUACAAUUAAAAAAAAAUAUUAUUGAGUGUAAUUUCUUAAUAUUUUUGAGAAUUUAUUCUAAUAACAUUUUCUUUUGCAUUAUAAUAAUGUGGUAAUUUUGGAGGGAAAUGUUCUUAAUUUUCCAAUGGUGUGAUGAUGCAAAAAAAAAAAAAAAAAAAAAAUCAUAAAACAGUCCUUAUUUUAUUUUAUAAUGCUGACUGAAGCUACUAAUCACAGUUGUGUUAUUUUUAUGUCAUUUAGGGCUGUUAUUGUUUUUGGUAUGAAAUAUGACCCAGACUUUUUUUGUUGUACAGUAGAAAUAAACUAAUAAAUAUGGAAGCUUGUUUCCACCACGGAAUAUAAUGAUUCAAUAAAAAAACAAAAAACAAAAGUUAACUGUGACUUUUAUCUCACAAUUCUGGCAUUUUUGUCCUCACAAUUGCGAGUUAUAAAGUCAGAAUUGCAAGAUAAAUUCCCAAUUGCAUGAAAUAUAGUUUAUAUCUCGCAAUUGACUUUCUCGCAAUUCAGACUUUUUUCUCAGUCGCAAUUACACAAAAUAUAGUUUACAUGUCGCAAUUCUGACUUUUUUCUCACAAUUGCGAGUUAUAAAAUCAGAAUUGCAAGAUAAAUUUGCAAUUGCACGAAAUAUAGUUUAUAUCUCGCAAUUGACUUUUUUCUCGCAAUUCGGACUUUUUUCUCAGUCACAAUUACGCAAAAUAUAGCGUAUAUCUCGCAAUUGACUUUUUCUCGCAAUUCUGACUUUUUCUCACAAUUGCAAGUUAUGAAGUCAGAAUUGCGAGAUAUUGACUUUUCUCAGAAUUGUGAGAUAUAAACUCAUAAUUAUGAGUUAUAAAUUCUAAUUCUGAGGAAAAAAAGACUCACAAUUGCCUUAUUUUUUAUUCAGUGGCAGAAACAAACUUCCAUAGAUAACAGCCAUAAAUUGUAGGAGACACUAGCUUGAGCUCAGAUGGAAUAUCUCCACAGAAGGGAACGGAUGUUUAUGUGAGCAUGUGGACUGAUACGUGUACAUUUUAACAAAACUGGAAAUGAAACACUCACUGUUUGUUUCUCUCGUCAGUAGUAAUAUCUCUAAUAUCACAGUCAUGACACUCUGCAGGAAUGUAACUUAUUGUAAUUAGUCCUUUUUAAUCGACUUAUAUCAGUGUUUAUUUUGCAUAAAGGGGUGCGCCCUGUUGUCGUCAUCAUCAUUAUUUUCCUUUUUAUUGUUUUUUUUUUUUUUUGUUAAGCAUUUGAGUUAAAGUAGACAAUGCACUGUCUUUAUAAAGGAAAUGUAAGUUGCACAAGUCCUAUGUGAUUCGUUGGAUAUGUUUAAAAAGUCAGGGGUUCAUUUAUAGAACUGUGUCAUCAACGAUGACCUAAAAGAGUCUGUUUGUAAAAUACUAUUGAUUUGUUCGUAACUAUUUAUUUUACAGAAGUUUAGCUGAGAAAUAGGACUUUGUGCGGUGUGUUUUGUAAAAUGCUUUUCAGUGCAAAUUGGUCCGUUUAUAUUUAGUUUUGUUUUUGUCAUUAUAAAAUGGCUACAGUACUAUGAAUUGUACCAGUAAAGAAUUUUAAUUUUGA